Notodromas monacha is the source of this 2107-nucleotide messenger RNA. NCBI's taxonomy places the organism in Eukaryota, Metazoa, Arthropoda, Ostracoda, Podocopida, Cyprididae. The record is from the annotation of a GenBank genome assembly.
AUGGCGGGUAGAAGUUCAUCUGAAGAGACUCCAAGUCAGCGGCGUGGUUCUUCCCGAGAUAAGAAAACCCUGGUUCUCGUGGGCACUACUGGCGUAGGCAAAUCCAGCCUCGGGAAUGUGCUCCUCGGACUCGAUCCCACCGUGGAAUCGGAUGACGACCAGCAGCAGCAAGAAGGGUUCGUCACGUCUGCGUCAACAGAGACGUGCACUGAAGCUGCGGAAUGCCGCGACGGGUUCUGGCUGGGGAAUACGUCGAAACCCGUCAGGAUAUUCGAUACCCCGGGUCACGGGGACGCCAAUGACCGCGAUUACUCAUUUCGUGAGUCCCUAGCUGAAAGCAUGCGGAGGGAGAAGCACGUGCACGCGUUCAUUUGGGUGAAGAAUUUCGAGGAGCCGCGAUUCGAUCAUCAGGACGCGUCUUUCUUCAAUGUCUUCAGCCAGAUGUUUGGCAAUGGGUUCAUGCGGAACCUCGUUGUCGUCUUGACCAGAUAUAAUUAUUCUUCGGACGCUAGACGGAGACGCCAACGCGCCAAUUCCUCCCUCACAAGAACCAUGGAAGGCAUUCGGAAUCAACUCCGCAUCCAAGACCUGCCAAUUUUCGCAAUCGACGCCCUGCACGACCCCGAGGACGAGACCCAGUCGCGCAAAUUCCAGGAAAAAUCCGCCGCCCUGUGGGACGUCAUCAGAGACUUUUCUCGACAACCCGUUUCCAACGUACAGGCAGUCAAAACCGAGUUGGAAGAACUCAAUCGGCGUUACAAAAGACUCCAAAAAUCUGUGGAGAAAAAGGACGAGGCUCACGCGCAAGAAAUAAAGGCGAUUAAAGCCAAACAAAAGGAACUUCGCAGGGCGCAAAAGGACGAGGAGAAUAAGUGGGAGUCCCUCCUCGACUCGGUCAAAGAAUCGUACGAAAAUUCCUGCGCAGAAAUGCGACGAAUGUCGUCGGAUCAUCAAGCGGGAAUGAAGAAGCUGGAAGAACAAAACGCGGAACUCAAAGCAAAGUACCAGAGGCAAAAGAAGAAGGUGGAAGAUUUGCAAGCAGCGCAGAAUCAACGACAAGAGCCAUUCGGAGGUCUUCUUGGUCCAUGCACAGGUCCUCCUCGUCAUCGUCCAUGGUUCUCAUGAGUGUGCAGUUCUUAUUGUAAAAGAUAAGAAGAGGAAAAGAAUAAUCGAGUUUUGCUCCCUUUUCUCUUCAUGCUUUCGAAAAAAAAAACCGAAUUUUGAGUUCCUCAUCUCCACAAAAGCCAAACUAUAAAUAAAAACAGAAAUCUGGUUCCCUCCGAAACAGCGAAUAUGUUUGACGAAUGGAUUCUUUUCUGCUGACUUUAAAAUCCCCAACAUUCCACUUACUGUAUUUCUAUAAAUUUUGCCGGAUCAGGUGUUCAUCAUUAUGAGGUGUAAAACCCACUGAUGACAUCUCAGAACCUACCGCAUUAUUCGUUUUAUUCUUUCGAUUUUGCGUCUCAAACCUGCCACAAAAAAAAGGAUUGAAUUCAUGGAUUUAAAGAGGGUGGCUGAAAAUUUCAAUUAGUCUACAGCGAGAACUUUUUUUUUCCAUCAAUGAGUUGUGCAUAUAGUAAAAAGCUUCUGGACUUUCGUAUGAGCAAACUAAUGACGUUCCAUAUCCUAAUCUGCACGUGCCAAUAAAUAGAAAGCAACAACGGGUUUCCCGCUUUUCUUGCAUAAUACUGUACUGUACAUUGCUUAUACAAAUUUCAUUGAGUGAAAUUGGACAGAUGUCGCUUCUGUUUCACCUUUGCUGAUGACGUGUAACCUAUUCAAAGAAAUAUACUGUACUGCAUAUACAAUAUAUGCAAUGAAGGCAUUCUAAAAAUGGAAAGCGUGUUCUUUAUUAUUUGAGCUUUUGAUUUCCGAAAAAUCCGAUAAUUUUGACGGAAAUAUGCUAGUACACAGCAGGUGGACCCUAACUAAAAUGGAAUUGAAGUGACCAGAAUAAAUUCUUUACAGAGAAUUCCAAAUAUAAUAUGGGGAGAGAACCCUAUACAGUAUGUGUAUAUGCCGGGGAAAAUUUUUUCGUUACACAGAGAUGAUAAUCUUUGUAAAGAGAGUCCAACUGCAUUAUGUAAAUGUCCUUACACUGAAUUCG